Orbilia oligospora ATCC 24927 is the source of this 402-nucleotide messenger RNA. RefSeq lists its product as uncharacterized. The coding region runs from base 1 to 402 and encodes 133 amino acids. The transcript is spliced from 2 exons. The record is from RefSeq and is a predicted model, not a curated record. NCBI's taxonomy places the organism in Eukaryota, Fungi, Ascomycota, Orbiliomycetes, Orbiliales, Orbiliaceae.
AUGCCACCGACCCCUCCCUUAACAAUAACCUUAAAAUCCCACACAACAACCCUUUACCUCCUCCUCCCCGCUUCAACCCCCCUCACGACCUUAACUACUACUCUCUUCGAAACUCUAACAACCUCCUCUCCUCACCUUCCCUUAACCCCACCAACUUCUGUUUCCUCCUUAAAACUCGGUCUUCCAAAGGACACGAUCCCGGUUACAUUCCAACCUCUCGACGAAUCGAGUCUGAGGGGGAAACCCACAUUAACGAGUCUGGGAAUCAAAGAUGGGACUAUUCUAGCGUUUGAGGUAGUUAAUGAUGAUUAUGAGGGAGAAUGGGAUGGGGAGUUUACGGUUGUUUGGGCAAGUGAUGAUGAGGAUCAAAGUCAGAGUCAGAGUCAAGGGCAGGGUGUUUAG